UUGGCUAGUUCAUUGAAGUCUUUUGGUGUGCCUGCAUGGUGUUGAAGUUUCAUGCACCGAUCCGUUGAGUUAGUUGAGAACCGCAACUUGAGCCGCGUGGAUCGUUGUGAAGAUUGGAUCGGGUAGUGUGCAUUUGACGGUUUGUGUUUUAAUUAUAAUUGAUCCAGCGAAUUGCGAAGGUGAUUUAUUUCGUAGGCGGUGAAGUUAUUUGAACAGACUUACGAGAAUGAAGCGAUUCAUCGCCACCUGUUUGAUACUGAUUGUUGGAGCAAGCGCUCAGCAAUUCAAAUGUCCGGUCAAGGACGGGCAGUACGAGGAUUCCAUUCAGUGUGAUAAGUACUACGAAUGUUUUGAUGGACGAGCUACCGAAAGGCUGUGUCCCGAUGGGCUGGUGUUCGAUCCUACCAUCCGGAAGAUCAAUAAAUGUGACCAGCCUUUCAACGUAGACUGCGGUGAUCGAGUUGAGCUGCAACCACCACGAGGCAACAACUUGUGUCCACGCAAAAACGGAUUCUUCGCUCAUCCAGAUCCAGCUGUGUGCAACGUCUUCUUUAACUGUAUCAACGGAGAAGCUACGGAGAUAACCUGCACAGCCGGACUGCACUUCGAUGAGUACAGCGGAACUUGCGUGUGGCCCAAUGAUGCUGGCCGCAAAGGAUGCAACCCGGGAGCAAAUAAGCAACUGAAGGAUGGCUUUACUUGCCCUAAGGAACAGAAAACCGAUGAAGCUGGACAGAGCGUAGCACAUCCCAAAUACGCUCAUCCCACCGAUUGCCAACGGUUCUAUGUUUGCCUGAACGGAGUCGAGCCACGUGAUCUGGGUUGCCAAGCUGGAGAGGUUUACAACGAAGAAACAGAACGAUGUGAUGCACCAGAAAAUGUACCUGGCUGUGAGGACUGGUACAAAGACAGUGACGAGAAGAAGCAUUAGACUGCGUUCGUGAGCAAAGCGAGAACCGGGAUUUAUUCGGGAAGCCUCGCUGGAGUCACCUUUCAUCAUUCACUCAUAAGACUUCAACAUGAUUUACAGAACUAAGUUAUGAAACUAAACUCCUUGAAAUAAAAAUAAAGUGUUUAUUUUUAUACGAA
Molecule: messenger RNA, 1089 nt
Organism: Uranotaenia lowii
Lineage: Eukaryota; Metazoa; Arthropoda; Insecta; Diptera; Culicidae
Product: protein obstructor-E-like
Exons: 5
Coding region: 227-931 (234 amino acids)
Cellular component (GO): extracellular region
Molecular function (GO): chitin binding
Source: RefSeq, a predicted model, not a curated record